AUGCAUGCCAAAGAAGAACAAGAGACAGCUAUUUGCCAAAGGGAAUGGCUAUUACAUGACAUUAUGCCGCCAAUGUUGCAUCGAUUGAGAGAACAUCUCGAGACGAGUCUGAGUAUUCUGUCUAAGCAAACUAAGAUGGAUUCUCUACCUCUGACUACAUCAAAAAAUGACUCGAUAAAGGGCUUGAUUACCUUGAGUGGAACACAUAUCAAUACAGCAGAAUUGCAAAUCAAGUUGACUCCUCAUCAAGAGACAGCUGUCAAGGCAACCAUUGAAGAAACCGCACCUUAUUUCUUAGAGCAAGCACAACAAGGCAGAAAUUACAUUGGCUUGGCAACAAAACGUGUCAGGACCAUGUCAGAGCCCUUGACAAAACAAGCUGCUGUAGAGCUACUCGAUGAUUUGUGUAAGCUUAUUGAUCGUGCCCGGUCUUCAUUCGAAUAUCCUUCAGAAGCAGCCUUGUUUCCUUACAAAGUCUGUCAUCCAAAGUAUUUUAGCCCGCCAUUGAAGCAGGAUCUAGUCAUUGAAUUUUUUAUACAAGAUGUCUUUAUCGUCUGCAAUGUCUAUUGUCUUGAUUACAAUACCACGCGCGGAAACAAGUUUAGCUCAGACUCCCCAGUAUUCGUGUAUCCUUUAAUACGCACUAGUAUUGCUAUUUUAUGUUCAAAGCAUUAUGUACACAGAGAAAGUUUGAAUCUAUCAGACAUUCGUUCUGCGACUUACAAGGACAAGAAUGCAACAGUUGUAGAUCAGGCAAAGACAAAAACUCAGUCUCCAAUGUUGACCGAGCUCAAGGCAUCACUGCAGUCGAUUCGUGGACUCUGUCAGAUCUAUAAACAAAUGUUACUCCAAAUUGAAGUCUAACCAAAACCUGAAUAAAUAUAUGCACAUAUUAUACACACUGC
This is a messenger RNA of Phycomyces blakesleeanus NRRL 1555(-), 905 nucleotides long. RefSeq lists its product as hypothetical. The transcript has 10 exons. Gene Ontology annotation, cellular component: RAVE complex. NCBI's taxonomy places the organism in Eukaryota, Fungi, Mucoromycota, Mucoromycetes, Mucorales, Phycomycetaceae. The coding region runs from base 1 to 864 and encodes 287 amino acids. The record is from RefSeq and is a predicted model, not a curated record.